GAUAAAGCCCGGUCCAACAAACAAUUGUUGCCCCUUGAACCCACGAACAUUUGAUUUCACUGCUUUACCACCACACCACGACUCCCCCUUCCCCCCGCUGAUCUCUUCACCUUCACGUCCGUCAAAAUGAGCAACACCGUCACUGUCACACAGGAAUCCGUCACCCUCACGCAGAACCCGGAGAUCACGGCGGAAAACGUCGUGCGCCUCUUCCCCGAUGUCAACCAGAAUGUUAUCGGAGGCACGCACCACUCGGCCGCGCAGGACGGUGAUUUGGCUGGGUACGACGAGGAGCAGAUCAAGCUGAUGGAUGAGGUCUGCAUCGUGCUGGACAACAAUGACACGCCCAUUGGCAGUGCGAGCAAGAAAGUCUGCCACUUGAUGGAAAACAUUGACAAGGGUCUCCUCCACCGCGCAUUCUCCGUCUUCCUCUUCGACUCCCAGAACCGGCUCCUCCUCCAGCAACGCGCGACCGAGAAGAUCACGUUCCCCGACAUGUGGACAAACACCUGCUGCUCGCACCCGUUGGGAAUACCCGGAGAGACGGGCGUGGGUCUGGAGGAGUCGGUUCAGGGUGUCCGCCGGGCGGCGGUGCGCAAGCUGGACCAGGAAUUGGGUAUCAAGGCUGCCCAAGUGCCCCUCGACGACUUGAAGUUCCUCACACGGAUACACUACAAGUCGCCGAGCGACGGCAAGUGGGGUGAGCAUGAGAUCGACUACAUUCUCUUCAUCAAGGCCGACGUGGACCUCAACGUCAACCCCAACGAAGUGCGAGACACGUGCUACGUGAGCCAGGACGAUCUGCGGACCAUGUUCCAGGACAAGUCGCUGAAGUUCACGCCUUGGUUCAAGCUGAUUUGCGAGAGCAUGCUGUUUGAAUGGUGGAACCACCUCGACAACGGACUGGGGAAGUACAUGGGCGAGAAGGACAUCAGGGUGAUGCUAUGACAUAAUGGAGAGGAAAGCCAAGUGAAGAACAGUACACAGUAGGAGGGCAUGCAAGGGCGACAAACUGUAGCACACGUGUGGGAGGGGUUUCGGGGCGUGCGAACCCCUCCCGAGAACAGCGAUUCGAGUGGGUAGAGACGGGCUCGGAAGAGGUUCUGCAUGACCGUGCAGGCGGCGCCAUUAUGCCAACAAGACCACAAUUGCUUUCUGGAGAUACCAUUUGACGAGUUUGCAUCUAGCUAAAUCGAUCAAGUGAUCAAGCAAUCAACAAGCUACCCUCGUCUUGUGCUAGUUAGCGGUGUGCAUUAUCGGAGUGUAGUAUCUCCU
Molecule: messenger RNA, 1275 nt
Organism: Westerdykella ornata
Lineage: Eukaryota; Fungi; Ascomycota; Dothideomycetes; Pleosporales; Sporormiaceae
Product: Isopentenyldiphosphate isomerase
Exons: 3
Coding region: 127-948 (273 amino acids)
Biological process (GO): isoprenoid biosynthetic process; isopentenyl diphosphate biosynthetic process
Cellular component (GO): cytoplasm
Molecular function (GO): isopentenyl-diphosphate delta-isomerase activity
Source: RefSeq, a predicted model, not a curated record